CCUCUGGCAUUAUCAAAAUGGAUAAAUUCCAAUAUAAUGAGCAAACUCACGAACUUUUCGUCAAGAGGGAAACCGAGUACCAGCCGUACCCAGGAGGUCUCGGCAAAUAUUACCAUGAUCGUCUCAUUCAAAUUUCCACAGAAGAUGAAACCAGUAUUGCACAGAUUGAUGCUGCAACAGGCACAACACAAACUUUCAAAGAACUUCUGGAUGCAUCAAAAAAACUAGCGCAAUACAUGCGUUCAGUUGGAAUAAAACCAGGAGACAACAUUGCAAUGUGUUCAUACAAUCACAUAAACAGUGAAGUUGUAAUUGUUGCUGCAUUAUUUGUUGGUGCAGUCAUGUCCUCAACUGAUCCAAUGCUAUCACUGGAAGAUUCAAAACAUUUAUUAAACAUGGUCAAACCAAAAUUGCUUUUUGUUUCUGAUGGUUCUGAAGAGCUAAUUGAAGCUUGCGUUGAUGCAAUUGAAUUAAAAGCAAAGAUUAUAUCAGUUUCUUUAAAUUCUCACAAUGAAUAUGAUACUAUCGAAGAGAUAUUGGAAAAAACAACAAUUGAAGAAGAUUUUGAACCGUUUCUCGUUGAUGAUUUGAAUACAGUUUGCUCAAUUCUCUUUAGCAGUGGAACUACAGGACUUCCAAAAGGGAUUUGUUUGACUCACAACUAUAUAUUCUCAUCACUAUCAAUAUAUCCAACAGUCAUACUCAACUGGGUAAUAUUGAAUUAUGCCACCUUCUAUUGGGUUUCAUGCGUAUUUAACUUGCAAAUGUCAAUUCAAAUGGGUUGUGCACGAUUAUUAGUCAGACAAUUUAAAAAGGAGACUCACUGGUCCAUUUGUUCAAAAUAUAAUGUAGCCUACACGUUUUUAUCCAAUACGAUCUUCAUGGAAGCAGCUAAAUAUCUCCCAGAUCUAUCUGAACUACCUAGUUUGAAGCAGGUUGUUGUUGGAGGUGGAUUAGUCCCUGAAAAAUACUUAACCACUUAUUAUGAAAAGUUUCCAAGUAUUUACGUAGGAUAUGUGUACGCUUUGACAGAGAGUGGUCUUGUGGCAAGUUAUCAGGCCGGAGAUAAAUUUGGUUCAAAUGGUAAACCAGUUCCAAACAAUCUAACUAUAAAGAUUGUUGAUCCAAAUACCGAAGAAAAUCUCCCUUUGACUCAAACCGGCGAGAUUCGUGUGAAGCAAGCACACCAAAUGGCAGGUUAUUUCAAGAUGGACUCCAAGGACGCAUGGGACGCACAAGGAUUUCUAAAAACUGGCGAUUUGGGAUACUUAGAUAAUGAUUACAAUCUUUUCAUUGUGGAUCGUAUUAAAGAAAUGUUCAAGUAUCGCAGUUGGCAUAUCGUGCCAGCGAAGAUUGAGAAUGUGCUUAGUUCUCAUCCGGAUGUACUUUACGCUAUCGUCAUUGGCAAACCUACAUAUAACGAGGAUGAAAAUCACGCGAUGGCCAUCGUUUGUCUGCAUGAGAAAGCACAUGCUAGCGCCGCAGAGUUGGAAGCUUUUGUUAAUCAGCGAAUGGAUAAUUUAAAUCAAAUCCGUGCUGGUGUCAAAAUCAUUGACAGGCACGAAAUUGAGUUUACGCCUACAGGGAAAAUUAACCGAAGAUCUUUAAAAAGUAAAUUUAUUUCUUAAGUUUGCUUGUUUGUUGUUAUGAGAUUAUUUAU
Molecule: messenger RNA, 1660 nt
Organism: Dalotia coriaria
Lineage: Eukaryota; Metazoa; Arthropoda; Insecta; Coleoptera; Staphylinidae
Exons: 5
Coding region: 18-1628 (536 amino acids)
Biological process (GO): fatty-acyl-CoA biosynthetic process; long-chain fatty acid metabolic process
Molecular function (GO): long-chain fatty acid-CoA ligase activity
Source: RefSeq, a predicted model, not a curated record